AUCAUGUUGCUGUGGGAAAUGAAGAGUGGAAUCCCUGGGAAGGGGACGAGAAAAAUGAGCUGCUUGCUUCUCAGCAGAGAUACGAAGCUAAUCUUAAAAUGAUAAAAAACGCAAGAUCUCACCUAGAACAAACCAGUGUUAGAGUACAGAUUUGGGGCAAAGCAGCAAUUGGUCUUUACCUUUGGCAACAUAUUUUUGGAGGGCAUCUUGAGCCAGUUGAUGUGACUGCACAGUGGAGAGAAGGAAGCCAAAGAGCUGGAAAAACAUAUUUCAGCUUCGUCACUGGUCCGUCUGUAGUUCCUGGCUACUUCUCAGUGGAUGCUGAAAGCGUUGUGCUGGUUCUGAACGGGAGAGAACAGGCGAAGAUCACGUACGCCACGCAGUGGCUGCACUACGCACAGGCCUUGGUUCAGGCUCACAAAAUACAGCACGUGGCGGUUGUGCUGCUUGGGAAUGAGCAGUGCAACAAUGAGUGGAUUCAGCCGUACCUGAGAAGAAACGGAGGAUUUGUAAAUCUGCUCUUUGUUACAUAUGACUAUGCGUCGGUAAACGAAGAAGAUAUUUUCCAGUGGCCUUUAGGAGUAGCUACCUACAGAAAUUUCCCAGUUGUAGAACCCAGCUGGUCAAUGCUGCGUGAUCCAAGAUCAUAUCUAUGUAAUUUCUUAGGAACAGUUUACAAGAACUCUUCUAGGGAAACCCUAAUGGAAAUUCUGAAGCAGGAUGGGCUUGACAAACUUUGCUGGAUUGCAGCCAGAGAACAGUGGCAGCCUCAAGAAACAAAUGAAAGUUUCAAAAAUUAUCAAGAUGCCUUGCUCCAGAGUGAUUUGACAUUGUGCCCAGUGGGAAUAAAUACAGAAUGCUAUAGAAUUUAUGAAGCUUGUUCAUAUGGAUCUCUGCCUGUUAUAGAAGAUGUAAUGACACCGGGUGAUUGUGGAAACUCAUCAGCGUACCACAGGGCUCCAUUACAAUUACUAAAAACCAUGGGGGCUCCAUUUAUCUUUAUUAAAAACUGGAGAGAGCUUCCUGCUGUUCUAGAGAAAGAAAAAAAAAUGAGCUUACAAGAGAAGAUUCAAAGGAGAAAAAAGCUUAUAGAAUGGUAUAGAAACUUCAAAGCAUGGAUGAGAGAGAAAUUCAUUAAUACUUUGGAAAAUUCAUUUUUGUCCAGUGAUAAAUUGUCCCUUUUGAAAAUCUAGAAUAGAUUGAAAACUUAAUUUCCAUUAAGCUUCAGGGGAAGCUUUUAUACAAAGGAAAUCUCACAGGGCAGAUACAUUCCUUUUGAAGUCAACAGCAUUGCACUCACUUGGCGAAGAGGAGCUACGUUUGGCCCACCAUCCUGAACAGUUUUCAGAGAGGCUGUUGACUUAGCAGGAU
Molecule: messenger RNA, 1371 nt
Organism: Merops nubicus (carmine bee-eater)
Lineage: Eukaryota; Metazoa; Chordata; Aves; Coraciiformes; Meropidae
Gene: RXYLT1
Product: transmembrane protein 5
Exons: 5
Biological process (GO): protein O-linked glycosylation via mannose
Cellular component (GO): Golgi apparatus
Molecular function (GO): ribitol beta-1,4-xylosyltransferase activity
Source: RefSeq, a predicted model, not a curated record